GUGAUGGCGCUAACUAUAUAACCAAUUGGGGGGGAUCCCUUCUCACCACACAAGGAAACACUCAGGGACUUUGUGUAGGGAGAAGGAGGAUAAUGGCUGACAAGGGAAAGACUCACCUGAAUGUGGUCAUCAUUGGCCAUGUGGACUCUGGGAAGUCCACCACCACCGGGCACCUCAUCUACAAGUGUGGGGGUGUUGAACCAAGAUCUUUGGAGAAACUGGAGGCUGCAGCUGGUCAGAUUGGUAAGGGCUCAUUCAAGUUCGCAUGGAUCUUGGACAAGCUGAAGGCCGAGAGGGAGCGUGGGAUCACCAUCGAUAUCUCCCUAUGGAAGUUCGAAACCAACAGGUUUACCAUUACAAUAAUUGAUGCCCCGGGCCACAGGGACUUCAUUAAGAACAUGAUCACUGGCACAUCCCAGGCUGACGUGGCUCUUCUAGUGGUCUCUGCUGCCACAGGAGAGUUUGAAGCCGGAGUGUCCAGAAAUGGUCAAACCAGGGAACACGCCCUUCUGGCCUACACCAUGGGUGUCAAGCAACUGGUAGUUUGCGUGAACAAGAUGGACCUGACUGAUCCUCCAUACAGUGAGAAGAGGUUUGACGAAGUGGUCAAGAAUGUGACUAUGUAUCUAAAGAAGAUUGGAUACAACCCUAAUUCUAUCCCAUUUGUACCAGUCUCGGGGUGGACAGGAGAGAACAUAUCAUCUCCAAGCCAGAAGAUGGGUUGGUUUAGAGGAUGGAAAGUUAAACGAAAAGAUGGCUUUACUAAAGGACAGUCUCUGCUUGAAGUCAUGGACAACCUGGUUCCUCCAGUCCGACCGGCCAACAAGCCAUUACGAUUGCCUCUGCAGGAUGUGUACAAGAUAGGAGGAAUUGGUACUGUGCCUGUUGGCAAAGUAGAGACUGGGAUUCUGAAGCCGGGGAUGACCAUCUCCUUUGCACCAUCAAACUUUACUGCAGAAGUGAAGUCUAUAGAGAUGCACCAUGAGCCUCUCCAGACAGCGUUUCCAGGCUACAAUAUAGGUUUUAAUGUAAAGAAUGUAGCCGUGAAGAAUCUGAAACGUGGAAAUGUUGCUGGAAACUCCAAGAGUGACCCACCGACUGAGGCCACCAGCUUUAGUGCACAGGUCAUAAUUCUGAACCAUCCUGGCUUCAUAAAAGCUGGCUACUCCCCGGUCAUAGACUGCCAUACUGCGCACAUCACCUGCCAGUUCUCCGAGCUUCAGGAGAAGAUCGAUCGGCGAUCUGGCAAAAAACUCGAGGACCGUCCUUAUCAACUGAAGUCUGGAGAUGCCGCCAUUGUGACCCUCAAGCCCAUCAAACCCUUCUGCGUGGAGAGGUUCUAUGACUAUCCACCUCUAGGGCGCUUUGCCGCUCGGGAUCUGAAGCAGACUGUCGCAGUGGGUGUAGUUAAAUCUGUAGAAAGAAAAAUGGCCAGGAAACAAGCCCAGAAGCCCACCCUGGUGAAAUGAAGAUCUUGGCACCUUAUUUGCUUUACUGUCUUAAUUCUAGUUCUGCAGAAGUCUCUGCUACAACAGUGACGUGUAACUGUUUCUCUAAGUUAUUGUGACCUCCUAAUAAAAAUAUUCAGC
Hyla sarda is the source of this 1589-nucleotide messenger RNA. Its product is annotated as elongation factor 1-alpha. Gene Ontology annotation, biological process: translational elongation; translation. Lineage: Eukaryota; Metazoa; Chordata; Amphibia; Anura; Hylidae. The record is from RefSeq and is a predicted model, not a curated record. The transcript has 7 exons. Gene Ontology annotation, molecular function: GTP binding; GTPase activity; translation elongation factor activity. The coding region runs from base 93 to 1469 and encodes 458 amino acids.